Penaeus indicus is the source of this 3554-nucleotide messenger RNA. RefSeq lists its product as uncharacterized. The record is from RefSeq and is a predicted model, not a curated record. NCBI's taxonomy places the organism in Eukaryota, Metazoa, Arthropoda, Malacostraca, Decapoda, Penaeidae. The coding region runs from base 1 to 2943 and encodes 980 amino acids. The transcript is spliced from 2 exons.
AUGUUACUGUGUUUGUGUUUGUGCUCAUGUAUACAUACUGCUGUAGGACCCACCACUGCCGGAGGAACCACCAUUGCUGGAGGAACUACCACUGCUGGAGGAACCACCACUGUUGGAGGAACCACCACUGCUGGAGGAACCACCACUGUUGGAGGAACCACUACUGUUGGAGGAACCACCACUGUUGGAGGAACCACCACUGUUGGAGGAACCACUACUGUUGGAGGAACCACCACUGCUGGAGGAACCACCACUGUUGGAGGAACCACUACUGUUGGAGGAACCACUACUGCUGGAGGAACCACCACUGCUGGAGGAACCACCACUGUUGGAGGAACCACUACUGUUGGAGGAACCACCACUGUUGGAGGAACCACCACUGCCGGAGGAACCACUACUGUUGGAGGAACCACCACUGCGUUAGGAACCACUACUGUUGGAGGAACCACCACUGCUGGAGGAACCACCACUCCUGGAGGAACCACCACUGCUGGAGGAACCACCACUGCUGGAGGAACCACCACUCCUGGAGGAACCACCACUGCUGGAGGAACCACCACUCCUGGAGGAACCACCACUCCUGGAGGAACCACCACUGCUGGAGGAACCACCACUCCUGGAGGAACCACCACUGCUGGAGGAACCACCACUCCUGGAGGAACCACCAUUGCUGGAGGAACCACCACUCCUGGAGGAACCACCACUCCUGGAGGAACCACCACUCCUGGAGGAACCACCACUCCUGGAGGAACCACCACUGCUGGAGGAACCACCACUGCUGGAGGAACCACCACUGUCAAUGUCAAUGCUCUGACCGAAGAAGUCAAACAGUUAUCUGAAUUCCAGAGUGAACUUGUUGCUGUUGCAGAUGAGCUUGAUCAGGCAACGGCCAUUUUACAGGAAAUGCAAAACUCGAUCGGCCUCAGAAGACGGCGGCGCCAAGUGGGUGUCAUCGACGAGUUGCUUUUAGUUUUUGAUUUGGUUGAUGCAGCCGUCCAGGUAAGCAACACCACAGCUCUGAAAGAACUCCUGCAAAGACUUAAAGAGCUGAGGGUACAGUUGACGAAACUCUCCACCGACGUAAAGAAUAACGAUACGCUCGCUGCGGAAAUAAAAGGGAGCGUUGGGAAAGCUCUCGAGAAGUCCCAAACGACGAAAGCCGAGAUAGCGCAAAAGGACAAAGAGAUAAAAAAGAAGGUUGAUGAAAUUCAACAACAAAUAUCGCAAGUGGGAGGAUCGACCAUCCAAUUCACAGAAGCCAAUAUUACUUUUGUGACAACAGCUCCAUCAACUGGAGGCACAGCUACUUCUGGAGGCACUUCACCUGGAGGGGACACUUCCACGGGAGGCGUCAUUUCUACUACUGGAGGCACUUCACCUGGAGGAGACGCUUCCACUGGAGGAGACACUUCAACUGCAGGCGACACUUCCACUGGAGGAGACACUUCAACUGGAGGCACAGCUACUUCUGGAGGCACUUCACCUGGAGGGGACACUUCCACGGGAGGCGUCAUUUCUACUACUGGAGGCACUUCACCUGGAGGAGACGCUUCCACUGGAGGAGACACUUCAACUGCAGGCGACACUUCCACUGGAGGAGACAUUUCCACUGGAGGAGACACUUCAACUGCAGGCGACACUUCCACUGGAGGAGACACUUCCACUGGAGGAGACACUUCCACUGGAGGAGACACUUCAACUGCAGGCGACACUUCCACUGGAGGAGACACUUCCACUGGAGGUGACACUUCCACUGGAGGUGACACUUCCACUGGAGGUGACACUUCCACUGGAGGUGACACUUCCACUGGAGGUGACACUUCAACUGGAGGUGACACUUCCACUGGGGGUGACACUUCCACUGGGGGUGACACUUCCACUGGGGGUGACACUUCCACUGGGGGUGACACUUCAACUGGAGGUGACACUUCCACUGGAGGUGACACUUCCACUGGAGGUGACACUUCCACUGGAGGUGACACUUCCACUGGAGGAGACACUUCAACUGGAGGUGACACUUCCACUGGAGGUGACACUUCCACUGGAGGUGACACUUCAACUGGAGGAGACACUUCAACUGGAGGAGACACUUCAACUGGAGGAGACACUUCAACUGGAGGUGACACUUCAACUGGAGGUGACACUUCCACUGGGGGUGACACUUCAACUGGAGGAGACACUUCAACUGGAGGAGACACUUCAACUGGUGACACUUCUACUGGAGGUGACACUUCUACUGGAGGUGACACUUCCACUGGAGGUGACACUUCAACUGGAGGUGACACUUCAACUGGAGGUGACACUUCAACUGGAGGAGACACUUCAACUGGAGGUGACACUUCAACUGGAGGAGACACUUCAACUGGAGGUGACACUUCCACUGGAGGAGACACUUCCACUGGAGGUGACACUUCAACUGGAGGAGACACUUCAACUGGAGGUGACACUUCAACUGGAGGUGACACUUCAACUGGAGGUGACACUUCAACUGGAGGUGACACUUCAACUGGAGGUGACACUUCCACUGGGGGUGACACUUCAACUGGAGGUGACACUUCCACUGGAGGUGACACUUCAACUGGAGGUGACACUUCCACUGGAGGUGACACUUCAACUGGAGGUGACACUUCCACUGGGGGUGACACUUCAACUGGAGGUGACACUUCCACUGGAGGUGACACUUCCACUGGAGGAGACACUUCCACUGGAGGAGAUACUUCUACUGGAGGUGACACUUCAACUGGAGGUGACACUUCAACUGGAGGAGACACUUCUACUGGAGGUGACACUUCCACUGGAGGAGACACUUCAACUGGAGGAGACACUUCUACUGGAGGUGACACUUCAACUGGAGGUGACACUUCCACUGGAGGAGACACUUCCACUGGAGGAGACACUUCCACUGGGGGUGACACUUCCACUGCAGGCGACACUUCGACUUGAUAGAUCACAUGAUAUUUGCACUUCCAAAGUUUUCAUGAAUGCACUGUACUCUCUUUGAUCUAUUGAUUUUUCUUCCUUAUGGAAUAUGUCCGUAUAAUGAUAUGUCGAAACAAGCACACGUUCAUGAUGUAAAUGAGUUGCAGGGUUCACAGCAAAAACGGCCCAACAUUUUAGGGCACAUCCUUCAUGAAAUAUUAGGAAUACAGCAUUAGUUUUGUAGUGAUACAUCCUGACCAUGAAGACACAUUUCUAGCUAAAAUGAACCGGAAGACGACAACGAAAUAGAUUUUGUUCAUAUUCAUUUUUUUUCUCACAUGAGGGAUUUCAUUAAUAUAUUUCAUAUACCCUCAAAGCAUAGAUACUACACUGUUGAACUAUUUUAAAUUAUAAAUAGUAAAUUAGGAGAGUAAUCCAUUCACAUUGCUAUACGCCACAAGAUGCCAUAACAAGCGAUACACAUUAAAUGGGCUCUGGUUUAUAUAUUUGAGUGUCGUUUCUUCUUCAUUUGAUGUGUUUCACACAUAGUGAUAUAUCACAGUGCACAAUAUUCAAAAUCUGAAAUUAAAAAAUUCAGUGAAAAACAUACAAUAAAGAAUUGCAAACGAAAGUAA